Messenger RNA from Athene cunicularia (burrowing owl), 7942 nucleotides. RefSeq names its product Rho guanine nucleotide exchange factor 4 (gene ARHGEF4). The coding region runs from base 234 to 6464 and encodes 2076 amino acids. The record is from RefSeq and is a predicted model, not a curated record. Gene Ontology annotation, biological process: intracellular signal transduction. NCBI's taxonomy places the organism in Eukaryota, Metazoa, Chordata, Aves, Strigiformes, Strigidae. Gene Ontology annotation, molecular function: protein binding; guanyl-nucleotide exchange factor activity. The transcript is spliced from 12 exons.
UGAACAAACCUGUUUGCAUUGCUGUACUGUACAGCGAAGCACAGAUAAGCCCUAAUUGUUAUGCAACUCCUUAGCAUAAGCUCCUGGCAUGGCUCAUAUGCUUCCCUUGUACUAAGACCGUCCAAAAUAGCAACAAGAAAGCAUGUAACUAAAGACACAGCAGGAGUGUAGGAAUUCACCCAGGCCUUGGAUGUUCUAAAGAUUGAACAAUUCCUCAUUUUAAACCUUCCAAAAUGCUAAGCAUAAUGUAUUUUCUUCGGAGCUUCUUCAAGACCCCAGAGCCAGUUGAAAACUACAUCAGUGAAGGAGAGUUUGAAGAUGAUUUGAGUUCUUCUACCCCAAGCACAAUAGAGCUGGAGAUACGUGGAUCCAGCCAAGAAACAGAUGAAGAUUAUUUUGAGACCCUCUCACAUCAGAGUGGAUCUUUGUCAGAUGUAAAAACUGAGCCUUAUGAGAGUGCAUCAGACACAGAAUCUGUUUCCAGUGAUGUAACUGGGGAAACUUGCUUGGAUUCAAACUGCCUUUCUAUCGAAAAAAAAAAAUUGUGCUGUACUCUUCCUAAAGCAAAGGCUGAAACAACCCUCUAUGAACUUAAGUGCUCAAAGCAACCAGAAUUUACCCAGCAGUUGCAUUUAGAAGUGUCCUCCAACAUAAAAGCAGCACCAAGCAAAACUGAAUUGUGCAUACAGUCUGUGAAGUCAGGAGGUGAAGAACUGGGUGAUGAAGAGCUAACAUUAACUAGAGAUAUUUCCAACACAGAGAACCAAGUCAGUGAAGAGGGCAUUAUAUCACAGACAAAUAGAAAAUUUGUAACCAUAUUGCAAAAUAAAGUGGAGUUUGAAAGCAGUGAAGCACAGCCCUGUACUAACUCAGUACCUACAGAAGAUGAUGUUACAAGACAGAAGGAACAUCCUGCAGUAUUAAGCGUUGCUUGUUUCAGAGCAAACUCAGAAAGUUGUUUGAUUUUUCCUGAGGUAACGCAAUUUUCCUUCCGGUCAGAUGCAGCAUCAAGCUGUAGUUUGCCAAAUCUUCUUUUUGAAACAAACGGACCUAACAGUAAAAGUUACACUGAGACAUCUGGCUGUAAGUGUGAAUUAGAUUCUAUGUCCGGUAUAAAAUGCAGCAGGAGAAACUCAGUUGACAGUGAGGAAACUACAGGUAAAAGGAUAAAACAUGGAAGUACAGAGACCAUGUUGACAUCAGAUUCAUUCUUUUACCAGAGUUGCUUCAAACCAGAAUUUCAGCCACCACUCACAAGGUCAGAGAUUACGGAAAGUAAAACAUGGCAUAGUGUACCUGAAAAUAUCAGUGCUCAAAGCAAGACAGAAUAUGUGGGGAACUGUAUUCAUCUGGCAGACAAAUUUAGACGGUCAUGUUCCAGAAUACAUCUUCAAGGGCUGGAUUUUGAAUACACUUGGAAAAACUUAGGAAGGGUACCUGUAAGGCCUGAAAAGGCAGUAAAAAUAGAGGGCAAAUUUGGCGUUCAAAGUUCUCUUCUUAAUACUGACAUAGACUCAAUUGAGUGUCAGCUUUCUCAACCAGCAGGCUCUUCCCAAUGCAUUGAUUAUUAUUUGCACUCUAAAUCAGAGACAUGUGGCCUUAGCCCAGAAGCAGCAGGUACAGGUGCUGAUAGCUUAUCUUUCAUGCAGAUUGAUGCUUGUGAGUGUAAUCCAAAACAAAGGGAGACUUCAUUUGCCCUGAACUGUGAGCCAGUGAUCAUAAAUACUGAACAACUUAUAAAAAGUGACCGGUACAAAGUUGAAAGAGAUCUGGAAGCAGACAAAUUCCCUUGUGAUACUGAUAUUGAAUCUGGCAUUGCUGACACUGAGAACCUAGCAGCUUGUCAUGUAGGUUCUCCUGGUGUUGUGGAAAAUGGAGAUUGUGAUUGUUCUGUAAACUGUGUUUCCACUGAUAGAAUACAGCAGAAAGGUUUGAAGGAGAAUGGCCUUGAAUCUGAACUGUUAGGUAUGGAGAUCAUGGUAGAGGAAAGAUGCGUAGAUGAUUCUUCUAACCUUGACUUUGGUUGGAAAGUCCUGGAAACUACAUUGCAACCAGGUGGCAGUAACACUGGGGCAGAGCACGAAGAGUCAAUGCAGCAAACCGCAAGUUGCAAAACUGGUGCCUUAAGGAAUGACUCUGAGCUAGUAACAAAUGAACAUCCUACUCAUAAAGGAAAGAAUGAAGACAGUGUCUUUGCUGUUGAAAUCAAUCCCAGAUCAGAUUAUAUAAGCCAGAGAAGGCAUUUAAUGACUCUUCCAGAGUUAAAGCCUGCCCUAAUCAUACUAUCUGUAGAGCAGAAAGGAUUACAGUCCAAGACACUGAAUGAUAACCUUCCUACUGAAGUGGUAACUGGAACAUUGAGAGAUGUAGUGAGCAAGGAUUUGAUGUCUUCUCAUACUGUCAGCAAAGCUUAUGAUGAGCCAGAGAGAGUUCUGAGUGAAAGCUGUAGCUGUGAAGUACAAAUUCUGGCCACACACCCUAUUCCUUGUAACGCAGAGGUACUCCCUGGUAGGGAUACAGCUGAACUAAAAACAGAAGUUUCACAAGAGAAAACAGAUAAAACAGUUGCAGUUUCAUCCUUAGGGUUCACCUGUAGUAAUUCCACAGUAACAAGUGAAAAAGUGGAAAUCAGGAGUGUUACUGUACCACUGGGCGAUGAUAUACUUACUGCAGAAAGUCAGGCAGAUCCAUGUGAAGAAGCGUUUGUAAAAUCACAUAGCAGAAGUGAUGUUAUGAUCUCUGAGAAAGAGCCCUGCAGAACAAAGACUGGUUUUGAAUUAGAGACAGAACAGUUCAGAAAGUCAUGGGCUGAAACAAGAGAUGACCAGGUAUCUAAGGAAAAGGAAUUCAUAGCACAUCAAGGUAGAGAGGAAGCCUUCUAUAUAACUGAUGCAGUAACACUGGAAACAUGCAGUGUAAGUAAUCUGUGUCAGGGAGAUGGUGCUGAUGUUGAUCUUCAAGAGCCCAUCAUAACCUCUGAACAAGCGGUAGGCAGGCAAGGAAGUGGUUCGAAGGAACAGCUAGGUACUUGUGAAGAACCUUCUCCUAGCGAGGGAAAGGAGAGCUCUCCUGCAGAAGACACAGCUAGCUGUAGCAAAGACAGUACACUGAAUCUAGAUGUGUCUGAUGUAUUUAACGAUUCUGUGAAAAGGGAGACCCAUAACACCUGCAUGCUGGGUCUAGAUAAUAUAAGUACCUGCAGCAUUAACAGUGAGGAAAUGGAUGAGAACUCAUUCCACAUCCUGGGAAGUAACAGCAGUCUCUAUAAAGCUGUGCAAAAGCCAACAAAGAAUGGGAACAGUGGGAAAGCUUCCAGGUUUUUAGUAUUCUCAAAAAUGACAUCUUUCAGGAAAACUAAGCCUGCCACAGCAGAAAAUCAGGGGAGUAGCAGCUUCUUUGGCAGCAAGGCAAAGAUGGAAGAACUGGAUGCUGGGAAAGAGGAUGAGGACACUGAAAGUUUACAGUCUUUCAAAAGUUGUUCGUCUGGUUCAGCCUUCCACAGGAAAGAAAGCUAUGCCUCUGAGUACUCUGAUGAUGAUGAUUUAUUCUAUGAGAGACCUGCAGGAUUAUUCAACAGAAUGAGUCUGAGGAAGGCUUCUGGCUCUGGUCGGAUACUGAUGGAAGAUACAGAUACAAAUUCAACUUCUCCCACACUGUCUGCUGUCAAAUAUGCAGAUCGACAGGUUUCAGGUUCAUCUGAAAACAAUGACAGUGAACCUGUGGAAUACUCUGGGAUUAGAAAAUCAUUCCCUGAAAAUGAAUACAAAAGAAACAAAAACCCUGAGGGUAAGAAGUUCAGGACAAGGUUGGCCUUGGCACACAAAUCCCUCUCAAGCUUUUUUGAAUCCAAAUCUCCAGAAAAGGAAAAUACUGAGCAAAGCUCAAGAGUAUCACUGAAAAAUGAAAAGGAGAAAGCCAAACUUCGCCAGAGCGCCUGGAAAGCUUUUCUAAAAAGCAAGGAGGCAGAUGGACUAAAAAGGCCUGUCUUAGCAAGUUUAUCACCAACACAGGAUAGUCUUAAUGCAACUGGUGGCCAUGUAAUGAGAACAGCAUCAGUAGAGCGACAGGACAGUUCCAAUGGACACACAUUUUUUAAAACAGAAACAGCUAAUGGCUCCUCAGCAGAUUGCAACUAUUUUGAUGCCUCUGUGGAGCCUGUUGUUGUCUCUUCUUCACCUGCAGGUAUGUGGAGAAAACGAAUACAGUCCCAUGACUUGGGCAUCAGAUACUCACAGAGUUCAGACUGUGACGAACAACAGGAGGCUCUGAGCAACUGUUUAAAUACUUCUCUAGAGGAAUACUGGAUGAAAUCUCCAUUUAGCCCCACUGACUUGCAGUUACCAUUUAGUCAGUCAAGUCCAUCAUGUCCCCAGCUCUCAAAUUCUGAUGGGAAAGACAUGCCUUGUAGGCCCAUGAGUCCUAAACCGCAGAGUCCACGAUCCACUUCUCAACACAAGAGCUUCCGUUAUCCUGGGAGAAUAUGUGCCACAUCGAUGAUCUCUCUUGGGAACAGCUCUGCAGUUGAAAGCAAUUUGGAGGCUCCUGAGAGACCAAAGACACUGAAACCCAGAGGUAGUCUCUUACUUUCUGUACACUCGUUGGACAAUGACUACCAGAGGGAUGACAGUGGCAUAAGCAGUCAAUCCCAGAUCAGCUUAAACACAGCUUCUUCCAUUAGUGACAUGUUCCGAGAUGAGGAGUCUAAACAGCAAUGUCAAACACCACCUGAAAAGAGGCCAAAUGAGAAAUGGGUUCCCCAUCGCAAAAGGAGGCCCCCCCAGGUUCCACCAUCCCCACGCCCUAUCUCCACCCUUGAGAACAAAGCCUGGAGGCUUUCCUUCCUUGCUCCAGAUGAAAAAGCCAAGGAGAUUCGAGAGAGGAGGAGGAAGAGACCUAAACCCCUCUAUAGGUGCUUCAGCUUCGAUGAUGUUUGGAUGGAGAGGAACCAAAAAAGGAAGCUAGAGAAGGAGACACAGUCAGAGAGAGUGAUUCAAUUGCAACACCUCCCAGAGGACCAGUUAAAAGCUGCAGUAAGUUCAUCCAUCACAUCUGCUAUUGCCUUUGACAUCCUACCACUGAAACUGCAUCCAUUUUCCCAGAGCACUCCAACAGGCUUAGACUGCGUGGGCUGGAAACGGCGCAUCUCCUCUCCUGUGAUAGCUGAUGGGUCACUGGAUAAGACAGCUCUAACAGACGAUGUGGGAAGUGAGGAGGACCUGUAUGAGGACUUUCGGAGCUCCAGCCACCGCUAUGGCCACCCUGGGGGAGGCGGAGAGCAGCUUGCCAUCAAUGAGCUCAUCAGUGAUGGCAGCGUGGUGUAUGCAGAAGCACUCUGGGACCAUGUCACGAUGGAUGACCAAGAGCUGGGAUUCAAGGCCGGAGAUGUCAUUGAAGUAAUGGAUGCCACCAACAAGGAGUGGUGGUGGGGGAGGAUUCUGGACAGCGAAGGCUGGUUUCCAGCUAGCUUUGUACGGGUAAGACCCUUUCAGCAAACAGAGUUUCAGAUAUACUCUGAGUACUGCAACAACCACCCCAAUGCCUGCAUGGAGCUGUCCCGCCUCACCAAAGUUAACAAGUACGUCUACUUCUUCGAAGCCUGCCGCCUGCUGCAGAAAAUGAUUGAUAUCUCUCUGGAUGGGUUUCUGCUGACUCCCGUGCAGAAAAUCUGCAAAUAUCCACUGCAACUGGCUGAACUGCUCAAAUACACCAACCCCCAGCACAGGGAUUUUAAAGAUGUCGAAGCUGCCUUAAAUGCCAUGAAGAACGUUGCUCGGCUCAUCAAUGAGCGAAAGCGGCGGCUGGAGAACAUCGACAAAAUUGCUCAGUGGCAGAGUUCAAUAGAAGACUGGGAGGGUGAAGAUGUCCUAGUCAGAAGCUCAGAACUCAUCUAUUCUGGGGAAUUAGCCAAGAUCUCCCACCCUCAAGCCAAGAGCCAACAGCGGAUGUUCUUCCUCUUUGAUCACCAGCUUGUCUGCUGCAAGAAGGACCUUCUGCGCCGGGACAUCUUGUAUUAUAAGAGCCGGAUCAACAUGGAUGAUAUGGAAAUACUGGAUGUAGAAGAUGGAAAAGACAAGGACUUCAAUAUCAGUGUGAAAAAUGCAUUUAAGUUGCACUGCCGAGACACUGAGGAAGUCCACAUAUUCUGUGCAAAAAAGCCUGAGCAGAAACAGCGCUGGCUGAAGGCAUUUGAGAAUGAAAGGAGACAGGUUCAGCUCGACCAAGAGACAGGUUUUUCAAUCACAGAGGUGCAGAAAAAGCAGGCGAUGCUGAAUGCCAGCAAGCAGCACCAUACUGGGAAGCCUAAGGCUGUCACCAGGCCAUACUAUGACUUUCUGAUGCGUCAGAAGCAUCCCACCCUGCCUACUACGCUCCCUCAGCAGCAAGUCUUCAUGCUGGCAGAGCCCAAGCGCAAGCCCUCGAACUUCUGGCAGAACAUCAGCAGGCUGACGCCCUUCCGGAAAUAAGGGCAGCCCCGUGUUUGUGCCUCAACCCCUUCUGAGAAAAAGCACUUUAACCGUCAGUCCUGGGAGGUGGAGCCCAGGUUCUUCCAAUCCUUUGUUUACAGAGGAUGGCACAUGUGCUCCUGCCUUCCCUAUUUAUUUUGCAGACCAACUGACCACCCUGGCUCUGAGGUGACACGGGGUGUGUGCUUGCACACACGUGUGCAUUUGUGCCAGUCCCAUCGAGCCAGCCUUGCACAGUGCCCAAGAGGCAAACUUCCACGAAGAGAUCACAGGAGGGAGCCUGACAUGUUUCACCUGAAAAGAUUCUGCUCAUCAGCUGUACUUGGCCUCGCUCCUUCCCGCUGCGGACACUCCUGCUGCCUGGCAGCUGUCAGAGAGGGGAGGGCAGUCGAUACACCUGCCAGCUCCGUGCCCACUGACAUGCUCAGUCACUGACAGAACACAUUUUCCAUUGAGGGAUAAACCCUUCUGCUCUCUGUCCACCCCCACUCCCCACAUUUCUCAGAGACAUGAUCCUCCUACACAUGUCUAACUAAUUUGGUUAGCCUUUGCAGGCACUCAGACAAGACAACAGUGAGUAUUGCACUGUGACCUUUUCCUUUCCUUUAGGUUCAACACCACUGAUGAACUAUAGAGUAUGUUAAACUGUGCCAAUCAACCUGCAGCAUGAGUAAAGUUCAAGAAUCUCUAUAGUGGGUUUGAGUUACAUAAGUUAGAGAAAAAUGUGCCUAAUUAAUACUGUACUCAAUUCCUUAGAUUCUCGUCUCCAUCAUUCUGCCAUAUUUCCUGGCCAAUGAAAAUGCUCAUUGUUUGUAAUGUGUUUAUUUAUGGUAAAAAUCAGAACUGUGUAUUUUGUAAGUCUGUAAUUGUUCUUGUCAGAUGUUGUUAACUUGAUGCUUGUUUUGUCUGUUUUAUUUUUUUUAUUAAGAAAGGUCAAUAUUUACAAACCUAGCUCCCAGAAGUCAGAGUCUACAGUUCAACCCUAAAGACUAAAACCAUGAUUGUUAUGCAAACUCCCACAGACCCUCAAAGCAAGGGGUAUCACUACAGGUUUUUGACACCUUUAAAAAAAUGGAAAGCCACUUUAAAGAGGCCUAAAUUUGGCAUUAAGAGCCUCACUUCAAGUACCCAAGUUUCAAACUGUGGCCAAAAAAAUUAAUUUAAACCUUGGUUAUCAAAAAGAAAGAUUUGCCUUACCAUAGCGAGAGUUAGAAGCCAUACUGACUGAAUUCCCUAGCUUAGGAAACAUCCUGUGACAUUGGAAGACACUCACCUGCUCAUUCCAACACUACACUAGUGUGAGUGAGCACUGUCUGCAGAGCUCAGAAAUCCAGUGUUUGCUGAUGCUGUAGCUGACCAAAGUUUGGUCAUCCAGGGAUAUCUGAAUUCAGUAGCAUGUACAAAGUCAUUCUUGCACUAUUAUCUUCCCCCCAGACCAGGGGCAACAUUUAAUUUCAUAAAGAAACUUGUAAAAGUGA